UAUCACACCAAAUAUCCGCCUCCUCCCAAAAAAAAAAAAAGAACAAUUACAUCUACCAUCAACAGAUUGGCAACAUCAUCAGACGAUCACAGUACGAAGAUUGACUUUCUAUUGUUAUAUUUUAUUAUUGCCCGAUCAUCGUGUAACUGAAGCAUGACCAACAUGGUGUCAAGAUUCCGUGUCAAGAAGCUUUCUCCAAAGCAUCCGCUACCUGUUUACAAGGAAUCUCAACUACCUGACUUGGUGGAUCCUGCCAACAUCAUUCAACGUGCUGUGCCUCAGAUUGAAACUGGUGUAGAAAAAGAAGAAGAAGAAGAGCAUGAUUUACAAGCAGCCAUCUCUGCAGCACAAGCGGCAGUUACAACUGGAGCUACAGUACAAACAUAUAUUCCUACACCUGAUGCUUCCAAUGUGAUUGACGCUAAAGAAUUUUCCAAGCUUUACAAAAAGAAAUACAAGGAACCUUCAACAUUGAUCCGGUUUUCAUCUACAGUGGAGGACACUACUGGUUGUCCUUAUGUCAUGGAUGAAGAUGAUGACGUCUAUUACAAGAAACACAAGAAUUCAUUGUCACUAUCUGAAGAUGAUUUUGAAAAACUUAUGUGGGAAUUUGAAUCCAUUACCAAUCAACAGCUUCCUCAUCUUCAUUUGGAUGUAUCUCACAUACCUGAAUAUGAAGAUUUCUUGUUACUUGUUCCCAACAAUUCAAUGAUUCACAACUGGGCAGCAUCUCCACAACUAUACGAACACUGGAAAGAACGACGAAUUAAACGUGGUGGUAAAUCUAUCAUUCCUGUCUUGGCCUAUGAAGAUGUAUUAAAACAUGAAAUUGAUCCUUAUGUUUGCUUCCGACGACGUGAAACGAAACCUGUACGAAAAACUCGACGUACUGAUCAACAAUCAUUGGAAAGGUUACGGAAACUACGGUCAGAAAUGGAAAUGGCGCGCAAUCUAUUGGAAAUGGUGCUACGACGAGAAAAGAUUCGGAAAGAAGGUUUGGUAUUAGAACAUGCAGUAUUCGAUAAAACAUGUCGUGCCCGUGAAUGUCAACGUAUAUUGGAUAUCAAAGAAGAUGAAGAUUUCAAUCAAAUAUUAUUAUCAAAAAAGAAACGCAAGGUGUCUUCAGCUGAAUCUGGAUCUGGAACUACCAUCAAAAUACCCCUCUCACGACUCAAACGCGAUGCCAGUGAAAAAUUCGAAAAAUCACCAUUACAAUUACAAAUUGAAGCCGAACUAUCACGAAAACGAGAACGUGACGCUUUAUAUGAAGAUGUUACAGAAUAUCCUUACCAGCCGUUUCCCAAACCAUUAUCAUCCUUAUUCUACCAACAACUCUCAUUAUCAUCACCAAAUGAUAAAAACAACAAUAUCAAGCAGUCAUCAAUACAUCAUACAUCCGGUGGACCUCGGUAUCGACGAAGAAUGGGACGCGGUGGUCGAGUAUUUAUUGAUCGUAUUGGUUUCCGGUCGAAAUCAUCCCAACCAACGGUAUCAAGUGGCGGCAAGAACGGAAUAUCAGGAAACAUGUAUGAAUUUGAUAUGGAUUCUGAAAGCGAUGAUUCUGAUUGGGAAUAUGACAUGAUGAAUGAAAGUCAUUUACAACAUCGAACACGACUUUUGGGUGAAUCAGAUCUCCGAAAUCUUAUCACUCUUCCGUUUAUGCAACCGUUCAAUAGUAUGUCAAAUUUAAGAUCUGGACAACCCCAACAAAAACAAUUGGAUCAACAGCAGCAACAACAACAACAACAACAACAACGUAUUGCACUGCAAAGUACGAAUGCCAAUACAUCUUUGCCAUCACCGAUGACUUCCUCAUCGUCAUCAAAUUCGGUUAACAAUACGUUACCACCAUCAUCAUCAUCGUCAUCAGCCGGAAUCAAUAUCAAGCAGCAGCAGCAAAACAAUAACAGCAGCAAUAAUAAUAAUCGAAUCAAUCCACAGCAAGCAGCAGCAACUCAUAUGAUGAAUAACGAUAUGUAUGGUUCAAAUGGCACCAAAGUAGAAAACGGUCCUGCAAUGCCAACAUCUCAUAUCCAUGGAUCCUCUACUCCAAGAUCUACCACUCAUGUCUCCUAAAUCGGUUUCUCUUUCCACAACACUCAUAUACUCGCACAUAUUUAUCUUCUUUUGUACUAUAUUUACCUAUAUAUCUUUUUUUUUCUCCAUGUCAAGUUGACACUUCUGUUUUAUACAAGGUCUUUUUUUUAUCAUUAUUAUUA
Molecule: messenger RNA, 2219 nt
Organism: Halteromyces radiatus
Lineage: Eukaryota; Fungi; Mucoromycota; Mucoromycetes; Mucorales; Cunninghamellaceae
Product: enhancer of polycomb-like-domain-containing protein
Exons: 8
Coding region: 154-2076 (640 amino acids)
Biological process (GO): regulation of transcription by RNA polymerase II
Cellular component (GO): piccolo histone acetyltransferase complex
Source: RefSeq, a predicted model, not a curated record